GUGUUAUGUGUCAUUGAGGCAACUGGAUAGUUCAAUGUCUGUGUGCAGAUAUAAACUGGCUGUUUAUAACUAUAGUGUUCUGUGCCUAAAAAUGAAAAUUUGACUUAGCAGGCCAAAAGUGGCUAGAUUUUGGGCACUAGCUUCAUAGAUUGUACUUCCUAUCGUACAGAGUUAAAUGCUGACUAUUGCCAAUUUCUUUUAAUGUUUCCCACAGGUGGUAGCUAACAUCAAAUCUUGAUAUGCAUCUGGUUCCUAAUAACAUACAACAUAGCUUGUUGUCCCUAACAGGGUACAGGGUGACACAGAAGUUGAUGAAGCAGUGCCUUACCUUGAGCAAGUACAGCCACAGCGGUGGUGCGUCGCUGCCCAGCUGUGCAGGCUUGGGAAGAGUAAUCAUGUCUACUGCUCAGAGAAGGAAUCUAGCAAGUUCAUGUUGAGGUAUAUUCUCAAGACAAGAUACAGCGACUCGUAUGCUUUUCUGGAUAACGUAAUCCAUGGAUAAAGUGGGAAAGAUGUGGAACAACUUCAAAUACAGGUGCCAGAAUCUUUUCAGUCACGAGGGUGGAAGCCAAAAUGAAAGUGUAGUUGUGAACUCCAGUAGUUGUUCAUCUGCUAAAGAGAAAGCUGUCCAGAUAACCGAUUUGGCUCAACAACAACCUAGCAGCCCUUUGAGAGAAAACAUUGCUUUGCAAUUAGGUUUAAGUCCUUCAAAGAAUUCGGCAAGGCGGAACCAAAACUGUGUUACAGAAAUUCCUCAGAUUGUUGAAAUAAGCAUUGAGAAAGAAAAUGACUCGUGUGUCACCACAGGAGCUAGACUUGCUCGAAGGGACUCUUACUCUCGGCAUGCUCCUUGGGGUGGGAAGAAGAAGCAUUCCUGCUCUACCAAAACCCAGAGCUCCUUGGAUACUGAAAAAAGAUUUGGUAGAACACGAAGUGGUUUGCAGAGGAGAGAGAGGAGGUAUGGGGUGAGCUCUGUCCAUGAUAUGGAUGCAGUAUCAAACAGGACAGUAGGCAGCCGUUCUCUGCGACAGCGUCUCCAAGAAACUGUUGGGCUGUGUUUUCCCAUGAGAACUUACAGCAAACAGUCCAAACCUCUGUUUUCUAACAAAAGAAAGAUCCAUCUCUCUGAACUAAUGCUUGAGAAAUGCCCUUUUCCUGCAGGCUCAGAUCUGGCUCAGAAGUGGCAUCUCAUUAAACAGCAUACAGCGCCUGUGAGUCCUCAUUCAACUUUUUUUGACACAUUUGAUCCUUCCUUGGUUUCCACAGAAGACGAGGAAGACAGGCUCAGAGAGAGACGCAGACUUAGUAUUGAAGAAGGGGUUGAUCCCCCUCCCAAUGCCCAAAUACAUACUUUUGAAGCUACAGCACAGGUUAAUCCAUUGUAUAAACUGGGACCAAAGUUAGCCCCUGGUAUGACUGAGCUGACCGGGGACAAAAACAUAACACCUCCAGGGAGCUGUGACUCUGAAGAGGACACAACAACACUUUGUCUGCAGUCACGCAGGCAGAAGCAGCGUCAGAUGUCUGGAGAGAGCCACGGCCAUAUCAGCAGGCAGGGGGCUUGGAAAGUGCAUACUCAAAUUGAUUACAUCCAUUGCCUUGUGCCAGACUUACUUCAGAUCACAGGUAACCCAUGUUACUGGGGCGUGAUGGACCGCUAUGAAGCAGAAGCACUUCUGGAGGGUAAACCCGAAGGCACUUUUUUGCUCAGGGAUUCUGCGCAAGAGGACUACCUCUUCUCUGUGAGCUUCCGUCGUUAUAACCGAUCGCUACAUGCACGCAUUGAGCAGUGGAAUCACAACUUUAGUUUCGAUGCCCACGAUCCCUGUGUGUUUCACUCCUCCACUGUUACAGGGCUUCUGGAACACUACAAAGACCCUAGCUCUUGCAUGUUCUUUGAACCAUUACUUACUGUAUCUCUGAACAGGACUUUCCCCUUUAGUCUGCAGUAUAUCUGCCGGGCAGUAAUCUGCAGGUGCACUACGUAUGAUGGAAUUGAUGACCUUCCUCUACCCUCAAUGUUGCAAGACUUUCUAAAGGAGUAUCACUAUAAACAAAAAGUCAGGGUGCGAUGGCUGGAGCGGGAACCCAUAAAAACAAAGUAAAUGGAAAUCGGAAUAAGCUUCUAGAAUAUGCUUUUUUUUUGUGUGUUACAGUUUAACUGCAGCAAGCGCACCAACAAUGUCUAGCUUUUCUGCAAUAUCCUAUUUAAGCUGAGUGUUAGUAUCCUGUCAGAUGCUGCCUGCUGUUAAUCAAACUAAGUUGUGAUGCCUCUUGGAAACAAUAAGCAGACACAAUUCUGCACGUUUUUCAUUAAGGCCUAAUGAAAAUAUUUUUGCUAAUUUCUGAAUAUUUUGUUUCCCUUUUAUAGCUGUAGUAAUUGGAUGAAGAAACUAUGAGGCAUUUUCCAUGGGGCAUUCAUGUAAUGCUAAUAAAGAAAUGCUUUAUUAGAGGAGCAUUUUUGCUAAUAUUUGAAGUAUUUUUUUAAAAUUAUCUUCUUGAAAACUUUCCACUACUCAAAGUGCUAAUUUAGCUCACAAACAAGUUUCCAAAUACUAGUGAAUAAGAGUAUUUUCUUUUAAUGAAGAGCAGUUCAUUAGAAGCAGUCCAUUAAGAGUUAAUGGUCUUCUCAUGCUAACAGAUAAAUCAUGCUUUUCUCAGUGUAUAAGGUUUUCUAAUCAUUAAGACUUGAAUAUGCCUGCUCAGUACUGUAAUUCUAUUUUAAACACUUGGAGAUUUAAGUGGCAUUCUUAGCAGAAGUAAUACUGUCUCAGACAGUUAAAUACCUUCCAGUGUGAAUUACUGAUUCAGUGUCAGGACAUGGGAUUGGAUUAUUGCUAUGAAAAAAAAGGUUGUGUUUUUUCUAAACCAAAAUUUGGUGGCCUGACUGUUUGUAACUUACAAUGGAAGGUAAUAGUGAAGAGUAAAAACGUUUAGUUAUUUAAAGUGGUCUGAUAUUUUUAUGGAGAAAAUUACAAGUGGUUGAAUUAUAAUCAGAAUACAAAAUCUGACAUACCUGAAAUGUCAGGUUUCACAGGUACUGUUACACUUUACUUGUAAAUAUCUUUCCAUUUGCGCUUUUUAAAAUACUUUAAAGUAAUAUGCACUGAUUAUAGUUUCAACAGAUUACUUGGAAACAAGAUUCUGAGUUCUGUUUGCUUAUUUAAUUGGAGAUGGAACUUAAGAUAGUUCUGUCUUAGGCAUUUUUGCACUAAAAUUUUGUUGGAAUGCCCUGACCCCUCUUUAAUGUUUUGUACCAAUUAUGAGUGCUCCCUAGUUUCUUUACCAGCUGCUACACUAUGUUAUUACUUACUUCUCUACGGCAGUGACCUGGGCGAGGUAAGGAACAUUUUGGCUGCAAGUACAAUAAACGUUAUUCUUGUAUGCUACACUAACCCUUCUAUUGAUGUAUUUUUCUGCUUGCUGUGCCUUGUUCUGGCUUUUUGUGCUAAUAAAGUACAGUAUGUUCAGUGUUAUACUUGUAUAUCUGCUCUGUUUUUAUAUAUUCACAUAACUUGUAGCAGUUAACUGAAUUUUUAAUAGGCUUUUCUUAGUACUUAGUAUAGGUAAUGCACAAAUACUGUGCGGCUGAAUAUUGGUUGGUCAGCACAACGUAUUCCUGGGUUUUGUUACAUGCUUGUCAGAAACCUAACAGUGUACACCAUUGAAUAGUAUUUCUGUAGCCACUGCGAAGUAAUGGACUUGUCUGCAGGCAUAGAGCAUUUCAAAGUUUGGGGUUUUUUUUGUAAUGUAAAGGAUAAAUGUUAAGCAAAAAGUAUUCUAAAAUGUUACAGAUCCCCUGUAAUGAUUGCUGAAGGUGUUUCAGCUUGUUACAUAGCUAACUGCUCAGCUUAAUGUUUUGAUACUCCCUGCUGAGUAAGGAAUGAUUAUUCCUGUAAAUUGACAGUACAGCAGUGGCAUUUGUUCACUUUUAGACUAUUUUAAUAAAUAGAUGUACACGCAAACUGGCCAAAUGUCCUGUUUUUACCAAAGAAUACUGUCAAUUUAUGUUGGGGUAUUUUUUUUUUUUUAGUGAAAAACUUAGAGUGGUGAGGUGCAAUUUCUGUUCUAUUGAAUAUUUAUCCCAAGCGAUGAUAAACCAAAGUAUUUGACAACUUCAUCUGAAUUUAAGUAAUGUAUACAUUUAUGUUGGUAGAGCAUAAAACUUUUACAUCGUGUCGUCAUUUUUCUUGAACUCACAAUGCACCUGAAGGGGAAUGAUUUAAAUAAUUUUGUAAUGACUGGAACAGCACUACAUAGAAGCUCAUACUGCAAGGGGUUAAUCUGAAGCACGCAGAAAGCACUUUAAAAUGUGUGUUUAUAUGCUUGUGGAAAAUUUGUGAUCCUGUUAUGCAUUCUUUGUAGUAGCUUACCUUCUUUCAUGUGUUAAAAGACUUCAACUGUUAAAAUGGAACUUUGUUUAGAAUAUGUAAAUACUAAGUUUAUGUAAGUAUGUGUACAAAUGUGCUAAUGGUCACUUAAGUUUUGAAUUGUGUGUGUGUCAUUGGAUAUGCAACUCCUGGUUUAAAAUCUGCUCUAAACAUAAAAUAGGAAAAAAAAAGUCACCAGCAUGAAAUUGCACCCAAGUGUACUUUCACUGUGUCGUUCUCACCGUUCCCUCAGUUGGAUCCAAAUUCCAUAUGAGUUUACUUUAAAUCUUGCUUUCAUUAUUAGUAUCAUACAGUCAACUUACAACUGAGCUUUGUCCCAGUUCUAGGCACCUGGUUUUUGUUUACACCCAUUGCAAUUGCUUGUCAUGAACUAGCCGAUGAGAUUCUAGCUGUGACAUUAUCAGUGUGGUCAGGAAUACACAUCCAUUUAAAUUUUUACCAUGUGGUGGAAUCUUGGGGAAAAAAAAAAAUAAAAACCCCAAACCCUGAUCUCAGAAAGCUUGCUCUUGCAUUUCUGUAAAUAGUUUUUAUGGAAAGGAUUUAUUGCUCCCUUAAAACACACAAAAAAGGAAUGAUCUAUUUCUCUACAACUUUUUUAAGCUUUGCUUCACUGAAAUAUACAGAAUAACUUGCUAGGGUGGUUAUGCUAAAAAUAAUAACUUUUAAAAUUAUAGUAAACUUGAGCGUUGACUACUCAAGUUGCAGUGUAUUUUGUAAUUAAUACAUUUAUUUUUCAGUUCUACAGGCACUAGAACGUUGGUAUGUUGAGAAUGGAAGUAGUUGAUUCCUCCUUUCUGUUUGAGGAGUAUGCUUUAACAUUCUGAUUUUGUUUAGAAAAUCUUAAGUGUCAUCUUCAAAAGAUGUGCACAAACCACUGAUUUUAUUAUGUUUUUUAACAAUAGGAUUCAAUGUAAUAAGGUGCACUAGCAUGAUUCCAGUCAUAUGUGGUUACAUGACAGUUAAGUGUUUGAGCCUCAAUCUCGUAAAGUGUUUUUUCAAGGUGAUUCUCAUUUCUGCAGAAAAAGCUAUAGAAAGGGCUUACUUGGUGGGAUUGUUUUGAAAGAAACCCCAGAGAUCUUUGACGAUAUUUGAAAAGAACAGAGUGGCGGUGCUAUGUGGAAAUUAAGAUCUUUGAAUACUUGCCACAACUUGGUGGUUUUGUUACAUAUAAAUACACACCUCAUUAUACUUUAGAAAGUCAGCAACAGUUCUACUUUACGAAGAUACAGAAAAUACAGAAAUGAAAAUAAUUUUAAUUUCCAUAUAACAUGUUGUCUAACGUUGGAAAAUUAUUCUGUAAAUAUGUCAAUGUCAUUAAUGCAUUGACACAUAGUGCAUGGAGGUUUCUUUACAACUGGAUCAUUGUUUGUGGAGCAGAACUACAUUUCAAAAAAUCAGGGCAUUAAAUCCAAAUCUUUUUAGAAAUUUAUGUCCCCAUGGAAUUGGAGAAAACUAACUAUACUAUGUUUUGGCUAUAUAUGAAGGUCUAGGGGUUUUGUUUGGGUUGUGUUUUUUUUUUUUAAUCGGUUUUAAAGAUAUAACCCUUCAGAAAAUGCUGCCAAGGCCAUGUAGACACUUGUGGUCUUGAAUAAUUUGCAUGUCAAAAUGAAACUUCUCUUAAGAAAAUAUGUUACAAAGCCAUGUUUUGUAUUUUACGUACUUCAAAUUUUGUGUGUAUUUGAAGACUUCUUUCUUAAAAAUCGAUAGUCUUUAAAUCAGAAGCAUACAGUCUUUGAAAGAUCCGUGUAUCCCUAGUGUUUGAUAAGAUGAAUUCAAGCCUUUGCUAGACAUCAUCCCUGACAGUCGCUGACAUCCUUAAGCCCAUGUUUAACUUUAAGGUUCUGCACUGUUUAGAAACAAGCAAAGAUUCUGAGUUUCUGUGAUACAAAACCAGUUUGCUUUAGCCUCCAUGUGCAAGCCAAAAUAUUUGCAGAAUGCUUUAAAGCUUGUCUAUGCUGCAAAGUUGCACAUAAGACUGAAGCUGUCAAGUCAGAAGCUGCUGGGUACCAGAGAGAUGAAUCCGCAGGGAGCGUGGUUCUUUCUUUUUACAAAGCGGCCUUGAAGUACAGUAUUUAAUAGAAAAAUAUUAAAUGAAUCUUCCGUGAUUCUUUCUAAAAUAACAGUAUUUGUCUCAUUUUAAAACAAUUCACAUUUAAAAUGAUGAAAAUGCUUUUUGAGUCAAAUUUUCCUUUUGUUGUGAAAUGAUCAUGUAUGUGCCAAACCUUAGUCUGCAAGCUUCUGCGUAGCCCAUAUGUAUAUAUGUCAAAAAGAUGCCUCCAAGCAUGUGUGUAUUCAGGAUCUUUUUUGGAGCUACCUGAAGUACGCCAAUAUGCUGAGCAUUAGUAUAUUGGCAUUUUAGAAACUCUCCCACUUUCUGUCUGUGCAUGGCAUACAUCGCAAAUAAAAGGACUAUUUUAUUUGUAUCUUCAGCUGUAUUUAUGUAUUAUAGACGAUUGAUCGUUGUGUGUUUUCCUUCUGUUGCCACACUUGCCCAAACAGUUGUCUCGUGACUGUGACCAAAGGAGAAUUUUUGUUCAUAACUGCAUUUUUAAAAAUCUUACAGUACACAGAAAUCAAAUCAGUUGACACUUAGUGUUAACUCUGUUUACAAAACAUGGUAUAACACUCUUAAUUCACAAUACUGGUGUGCAAAGAAUCAUUUAGCUUGACCGUAGAUUGCGUCUAUCAAAUGCAGUUGACUUAAGUAUCUGAAUUUAAUGUGCUUUUUUUUUCAUUUUUAAUUAAAAUGCUACUCAUGAGGACUUUGCAAAGAAAAAGGCUUGAUGUUUUCACAGCAAGAUACAUUACGCAAAUGUUUUUCAAUGAGGUAAGGAUCUCUUGAAGAUUCUUUUAACAAGUUUCCCCCUCUCAAAGAGUCUUGAUUUAAGACAUAGUGAAGGAAAAAAACCAACCAAAACCAAACCCACCUUUUGAUGACUUUAACCUUGAAAUCAUUUAAAGAAUGAAAAUAAAUCUGCUGCUUUCACUGAACUUGCUUGCAUGUUGCCAUACUGAUGUCAGAAUAGUUGCUUCAAGAAGCAAAUUUUAAAUCUGUUAUUUCAAUGAAGCAUUGCCAUUUUUUAUUUUUAUAAAUUUUUCCAUUUGCAGAAAAUUGCGUGUCGAUAUGAUGUUAACCCGAUACUGUCUUUACAUCUAUUGUUAUCAAGGUAACUAUCGUGUAGGUGCUUUUCAAGCUGAAUAAAUGUUCACUUUUGUAAAUUUGUGUUAAAGCUACAGCUGGGUUUCUUAAGGCCAACACAAUGUGUUUAUGAGCUGAAGCUCCUGGUGCUUGACCUUUUUUUUUCUUUUUUUUUUUUUUUCUGUCAUUAGAAAAAAAAAAUACACAAUUGUGUAUGUGUGAUAUAGCUAAUGUUGCAAAUUUCCUUGUCAAGCACACAGCUACACUGACAAGCAGAAACAUCUGAACUUGCUUGUUGGGAGCAAAGCAACCUCUCUGAUUUCUCCGCAGGAGCUGUAACUUGGUGGCGCGUUGGCAAAGAGGAAGCAGAAAUGGGGUUUGUUCUUCUCUGAGCAGCUGUUAAAUUGAACAUGGUGCGUGUUUCCUGUGCGAUAAGGUAUAUUAACUUUUUAGAGCCCUGAUGAUUUUAAUAGCUUUUGGAAGAUGCAGAAGUACUUGGCUGCUUUGUGACUUCUUGCUUUCAUACUUGUAGUUUUGCAAAAGCAUGAAGAGAUAUAUUUAUUAAAAUUGAAUUUAUGUAGUCACCGACUGUAUAAGCACUACUUUGUAAUAUCUUUACAGAGAUAGCACAUUCCUACACGAUUAUAUUUAAACUGUUUGGGGAGAAUGAAUAAUGACACUGUGGGCACAAAUUAAUUCAGAUUGCACUAUAAACUUUCUUACCAGAAGCCUUCAUUCUUACAAAAAGGGGAAGAAAAAAAAAAACAAAAAACAAAAAAACACUAUGCGAUCCCUGCACGGAAAACUGUAGCUUUGGUGAUGCGCGCUUUGGUUGGUGUCCAAAAAAAGCAGCACCCAGACGGUCCCUGGACCUUUUCCUGACAUUCCAGUCGAAGGGGCCCUGGCAGGCCUGCCGGGCACUCGAGGAGUUGGCUGGCAAGCGUGCCGUGCCCAGCGUCGCCCCAUGCCAGCACCUUGUGUGACUGUGCUGGUUUAGGUCUCCUUCACUUAGAUGUUGGGGUUUUUUUAACCCCCUGCAGCGUAAAUGUUUCUCCAGCCUGCCUAAUUUGUCUUUGUUAUCUGGUUGCCAAACUGUCUUGCAUCUUAAUAUCGUAAGAAAAUGAUGUGACUUAUGGCUACCCAACCAGUGUAUUAAGUAAUAGAUGGCUCUGUCUU
Messenger RNA from Chroicocephalus ridibundus (black-headed gull), 8706 nucleotides. RefSeq names its product suppressor of cytokine signaling 5 (gene SOCS5). Gene Ontology annotation, cellular component: phosphatidylinositol 3-kinase complex. Gene Ontology annotation, molecular function: 1-phosphatidylinositol-3-kinase regulator activity. The coding region runs from base 495 to 2105 and encodes 536 amino acids. The transcript is spliced from 4 exons. Gene Ontology annotation, biological process: cell surface receptor signaling pathway via JAK-STAT; positive regulation of proteasomal ubiquitin-dependent protein catabolic process; intracellular signal transduction. NCBI's taxonomy places the organism in Eukaryota, Metazoa, Chordata, Aves, Charadriiformes, Laridae. The record is from RefSeq and is a predicted model, not a curated record.